Messenger RNA from Rosa chinensis, 2156 nucleotides. RefSeq lists its product as uncharacterized. Gene Ontology annotation, molecular function: transcription corepressor activity. The transcript has 7 exons. The record is from RefSeq and is a predicted model, not a curated record. Gene Ontology annotation, biological process: negative regulation of DNA-templated transcription. Gene Ontology annotation, cellular component: nucleus. Bases 105 to 1814 code for a protein of 569 amino acids. Lineage: Eukaryota; Viridiplantae; Streptophyta; Magnoliopsida; Rosales; Rosaceae.
UAAACCCACCGGCACCGGGCACAGCAAGUAGAACCCAGCAGACGAGCAGCGGCAGCGAGUUCAUAGUCAUAGAAACAGAAACGGAAACAGAAAAAGGGAAAGCGAUGGAAGGCGAAGAAGGAGGAGGGAUAAGGCUGAGCAAGAGGUUCUCAGACAAAGGAGGCGAAGUCGAUAACAAAACCAAGUCAGGGACGGCGUGGAGCCACUCGUACCUGAACCAGAAGCCAUGGCACCCUCUCUCUUACCCCAACCAACGCCGCAAGUGGAUCGCCGAGCAGAUCCAGGCCCAGCACCAGCGUCGCUCCGAAGAAGUCUCCCGCGAGUAUGCGCAAGAGCAGGAGUUCUUUCGGCAGGCAGCUCUCAUCUCCAAGAAAGAUAAAGAAAAGAUUGAGAAUAUGAAAGCUGUUAGCUUCAUGUAUGUUCGUCCGCCGGGUUACAAUGCCGAGAGUGCCAAAGCUGCAGAGCUUGCCGAUGAGAGUAUGAGAGAUGGUCAACAAACACAAACAGAUGGCCCUUCUACUUCAAUGCCUCCCAGUGGUGAAGAAGGCAAGAAGAAACCAAGGCCUAAAGAUGUAUUUGGCCGCAGUUUGCCUACUGAACAAGAGUUUGAAGUGUUGAAAAAUGCUCCUAGGCUGGAGACUGGUGUUCCUACGAGGGCAAAACCAUUUGGAGUUGAAGUGCGCAAUGUAAAGUGUGUCAGGUGUGGAACAUUUGGUCACCAAAGCGGUGAUCGUGAAUGUCCAUUGAAGGAUGUUAUUAUGCCUAAUGAAGAGAGCCGACUGAAAAGGGACGAUCCUUUGACUGCCAUUCUUGCACACACAGAUCCUAGUGAGCCUCUGAAGUGGGAACUCAAGCAAAAACCAGGAAUUAGUCCUCCACGUGGAGGGUUUAGGCCAGAUGACCCCAACCAGCAAAUAGUUGCGGAGGAGGAUAUAUUUGAUGAGUAUGGAGGAUUUCUCAGUGGGGAUGUCAUCCCUGAGUUGCUGGCCAACUUCUCGAGCAAACCCAAGAAGAAGUCCAAAAAGAAUACCAAGCGCAAAACAAAGCGGUCACCAUCCAUUAGUGGAGAAGACCAGUCAUCUUCUGAUGAGGAUGACAAGAGGGGGUCAAAGAAGAAAGUAUCCAAGCUAAAGAAAAAGAAGCGUAAUCAUUCUGAAUCGAGCUCACCAGAGAUUGAUAGACAUAAAGUAAAGAAUAAAUACGAGGAAUCUUAUUCAUCCGAGGAUUUGAAUCAUGAAAAACAUCACAGAAGUUCAAAGAACAGACCGAAGCAUUCUCAAUCAUUUGAAGAUUCCGACAUGGACAGGUGGCAGUACAGAAGAGACAAGAACAGAGACAGAGAUGCUAAUUCAUCUGAAGAUUCUGAGCCUGGUAAGAACCAAAGAGGUACCAGACUAAGAUCUGAGGAUUCGGAUGGUGAAAAACAUCAUAGAAGUACAAAGAACAGACAGAGGCACUCUCAUUCAUAUAAAGAUUUUGAGAUUAAUAGGCAUUUUAGAAGGGAGAAGAGCAGGGACAGUUGUGCCAAUUCAUUUGAAGAUUCUGAGCCUGAUAGGCACCUUCCAAGUGACCAGCGAAGACACCAGAGCAGACACCGACAUUCUUAUUUAUCUGAAGAUUCUGAGCCUGAUAGGCACCAUUCAAGUGACAAGAGAAGACAGUGGAGCAGACACCGGCAUUCUUAUUUGUCUGAAGAUACUGACAUAGGCAGGCAGAAAAGAAGUAAAAGAAGCAGGGAUGAGCUUACCUAUUCAUUUAAUGAGACCGAUGAUAAAAGGCAUCGUACAAGUAGAAACAGUAGACACAAGCACUAGAUGUAGAUUCCCACUCUUGAGGAUGAGAGAUGUAGACACUAUUGCAGUUGCCAUCACCAGUUCAUCAAUCUUCUGGGCUUCUGGCUAUCAGAACAAUUUUUUUACCAAGUCUUUUGGAACAUCUGGCCUGGAAAGUGCUUUGGUGGAAAUGAGCUUUACUCAGAAACGUGAGGAGGACCCGAGUCAACUGACACGACCAAUUAUUUGUCACCUGUGUUUGUUGUAUUGUAUUCAUGAAACUGAUAGUCCAUCGAUACAACUUCCAUAUAAGAAAGAAAGGAUUUACUUUUGAACAUUUGAAGAAGAAAUAUGAAUGUUAUUACCAGUUGCUUUUUGUAUUCA